UCGCCUUUUUCUCCUACCGAUAGAGAGAGAGGGGGGGUGUCUGUGGAGUAGAUGGGGAAGUGCAGAGGGGUCGGGGGGGGAGUCGCAGUGAUGGAAGUGUCCCAGGUGGUGGGGAUGAGAACGAGGUCCCGGACCUUGGCCCUUGCCUCCGCCGCGGCGGCGGAGAAGGAAAGAGCUGGUUCGAAGCGGAGGAAGGCGGCGGAGCCUGCCGGGGUCCAGAAUUCUUACCUCCAGCUCCGGAGCCGGAGCCUUGUCAUGACCACCCAAAUAGCGCGGACACCGGCAACUUCCGGCGGCGCCCGGGCUCAGUGCCCCAGCCCAGCCUCCUCACGCUGUUCCAGCAACGCCUCCUGUGAGGUCGUCUCCGUCGAGGACCGCCUGCGGUGCCUUCGAUCCGGCGAUCUGGAAGGUGACGACGAGUUGGAGACUUCGCCGUGUUAUUUCGGGUGCAGCAGAGAGAGCAGGGAGACGACGCCGUCGAGCGGGAUGCGAGUGGAAUCGUGCGAUCUGGAAUCAACGGCGGGGAAGAGGAAAUCAAUGAGAUCAGCGACAGUGGCAGCGGAGAUCGAGGAAUUCUUCGCGGCCGCGGAGAAAGCCGCCUCCGAGAAUCUCCAAUUCUUCGGCGUCAAGUACAACUACGACGUCUCCAACGACGUUCCAUUGGACGGCCGGUACGAGUGGCGUCGAGUAAAGCCAUAAUCAGAACGGAGAAAAAAAAAGGGGGCCGGAAGAAAAAAAUGAAAUGACAACUUUAUUUUAUUGCUUUUUUUCCUUUUAUUUUAAUUUUCGGGAAUUAAUGUACAGUUUUGUAAGUUAACAAUCGUCCUCUCUUCCGCUGUCCCCAUCCACUGUAGUACGAGAUAUACGGAGAAGCUUCUGAACUGAAGCCCCCGUCCUUUCGUCUCGUUUCGGGUGGGCAAGAGGAACGUGUUAAACUUCAAAAAUUUGUUUCGCCCGAAUUUCUCCCUUCUCUC
This is a messenger RNA of Elaeis guineensis (African oil palm), 974 nucleotides long. Its product is annotated as cyclin-dependent kinase inhibitor 1. Gene Ontology annotation, biological process: negative regulation of cyclin-dependent protein serine/threonine kinase activity. Gene Ontology annotation, cellular component: nucleus. NCBI's taxonomy places the organism in Eukaryota, Viridiplantae, Streptophyta, Magnoliopsida, Arecales, Arecaceae. The record is from RefSeq and is a predicted model, not a curated record. Gene Ontology annotation, molecular function: cyclin-dependent protein serine/threonine kinase inhibitor activity.